CUCUUAAAAAGGACUGAGUGUAAAUGGAAGGAAAAGACUGGUGUCAUAUCCCUCUUAGCCCAUCAUCGUCAUCAUGGAUCUAGAGCAAAAUCUGGAAUCACUCUCACUCCAAAACAGCGGAGAAACACUAAGUGGAAAGUUGCGGAGAUUGAAGGUUUCUUCGAAUGUGUUCUUCGUUUACCAUGACCAAGAUGGGUUCGGAAACGCCAUCGCCCGAGCUCUCAAUCCUACUCCCCAUCCUUGUAGUAAAGCCUUCGAGUUAGUCGACCUGGAAUUAGGGGAUGCAAAAUUGAAUGCCUCUGUUACUCAAUUUAUGGAUGGAGAAAAUCUAAAGGCAACAAUGGUAAUGUUGGAUCAUUUGGAGCCGCCACUACUGUCACUGGCUAUAAAUUCAGUUCUGACUAAAAUAGCAGAUGCAGAGCACAUACCGUCUACCAUACCCACUAUCAUAGCCCCUUUUCUUGUACUGGCAUCAAAGCUGAAGUUGGAAGGUAGGUUGUUGACAACAAAUAGUGGCAAGCUUCCUCUCUAUAGUAUCCAAGUAGGCCCCGAGACUGAUGUAAGUCGAGCCAUUGCUGCCAAAACCCAGAAGCCACCUCCAUCUUUGCAAAUUCAUUACGAGCCUUUAGCCUGCUUUCUUCACCUGGUCCGUGCUGCAAACUUGCCAACUUCUAUUAUAGUCGGACAAAGAAGCCAAAGCCCAUUUAAUCAAGCUUUAAGUGAGGACCUACAGACCCUGUAUGAGAUAGGACAGCUUGCGGCAAGCACGACCGGGACAUACUUCCAGAGAGAGCAAACCAGCACAAAUUGGAUUCCAACAGUAAAGCCAGCAAGUGGUGGUGGUGUUGGAGAGCCAUGGCUUGCAUUCUAUGGUUAAAUGUUUAGGUUUAACAUGCCAAUGGGUGCAUAUUGUAGUGAAAACUAGGGCCCAUGGUGUUGGAUUUUGUGGGAUAUAAUACGAAUUGCAGUCAGCUGUGGCUUAAAAUUGAUGAAUGGUGAUCUUAUAUGUUCUAUAGUUGUGGGAUACGAGGAAGAACUGAAAGGUGAUCUAACUUGUUUCUUGAUUGAUUGUCUGACCCUUUCUAUUAUUUCUUUCAGGCUACUUAGUUGUUUUAUUACUUGAACUCUGUACCUUUUUUACUUUAAAAAAUUUUAAAAUACAAGUUGAUGUUGACAAAUUAAUUAAA
Molecule: messenger RNA, 1187 nt
Organism: Gossypium raimondii (Peruvian cotton)
Lineage: Eukaryota; Viridiplantae; Streptophyta; Magnoliopsida; Malvales; Malvaceae
Exons: 4
Coding region: 74-877 (267 amino acids)
Source: RefSeq, a predicted model, not a curated record